This is a messenger RNA of Drosophila innubila, 2116 nucleotides long. RefSeq lists its product as uncharacterized. The transcript has 3 exons. NCBI's taxonomy places the organism in Eukaryota, Metazoa, Arthropoda, Insecta, Diptera, Drosophilidae. The record is from RefSeq and is a predicted model, not a curated record. Bases 168 to 1577 code for a protein of 469 amino acids.
AAACAACAAAAAAUCUAAGCAAAAAUCGAUUAAAUUAAAUAGCAGCGUUGAUUCAGUGGACAUCAAUCAAGCUACAGCGGACGUGCAUGUUGGCCGUCUAGCUGAUUGCAUGUACAUCGCACCCUCAUCCUCCAUCCAGGACAGACCCCUCGCCCAGUCCCAACCAAAUGUAUGCCGGUCGCGCCACGCAAUUCGCCAAGACUAUCAGCGGUAUGGCAUGCAGCAUACAGAAGCAGCCCUCGCAGCCAGCACCCACAACAACAGGAACCACAAUGGUCAUAGCGGCAUCAAGUGUUGGCAUCGGCGGAGUCAGUACUGUGCCCUCCACACCCAAGGUAUCGAAAGCAGCCCAACCACGGGGCUCGUUGCCAACAGAUGUACAUCAGCCGCCUUUGGAAUUCCAAUGGCCACCUCCAUUGCCCGUGUCCAGUCACACAAGCAACUUGCGGCUAAACAUGAUGAACCAAGACCCCAAGGAUUUGCAUACAGCCCGCGCCAUGAUUGAGGAGCUGCGCUCCAAGGUUCGCUUUCAAACCGAGCACAUCAUGAAGUGGCGUAAAGCAUACGCCAUGCAGGUGCAGCAACACUAUCGCUAUCAGAAGGAAAAGUCGGAUCAGAUGAACUCUCUCACAUCUCAGUUGUUGUUGCUGGAGUCGCGAUUGAAGCGGAAGCAGAAACAAAUCUCGAGCCUGCUGAACCAUCGGGAGGUGACCAUACAUAAACAACAGAAGAUCAUUGACACCUUGUCCACACGGUUGGUGGAUCACGGACUGGAAAGCAUUGAGGCGAGCUAUGCUAACGAGCUGGACUCGCUGAACGACUCGGAUUCGGCGGUGGUGCUAGAGGACAUUGAUUCGGAUAGCAACAUGACGCUGGGUAACCGGCGCAAAAGUAGCGGCGGAUUGGGUGGAGUGCUGGGCAGCGAUGGCAUCACAAUAGUCCGCUCCAUAUCGGAUGCCAUCGAGACGAAUAUGAAUAAAUAUGGAGCUGCCAGGCGGAAUAAUUGCUAUUUGCGACGCCCGGAUAUACUGGAGACUGUCUACUCCGUGGAGGAAGAUCCCGAACCCACGUCGGAUGUGGCCGAGAAGCGCGACAAGUUCAAGAAUCGUUCCGAUAAGGCGCUCAGCUCCAGCUCUACUGAGGGUCAAAUCGAUGCAGCAACUCCAGCCUCGGUCACGUCCACCACACCGGAGAAAGCCAAAGAUUCGUCAAUAGGUCCGGCAAUGCCGGUGCCACGUCGCCAGCUGGGAGGAUUGAAGCGUUCGCCCAGCCACGAUUCACCCUGCACCACGUUGAGCGUGAAGGUGCCGCAGCUGCAGCCACCGCAUGCGCCCGCUGCUCCCGCUGCCGCCGAUCAGCUGAACGGGAAAUCGCAAGUGAUCACUUAUAACCGUGUAAUGUCCAACCAUCGGUCUGUGACCAAACCCAAGGAUGUCAAGUACAAGCGGAUCAACAAGGCCAAGUCCAAGAGCCUCGAGGAGCUGCGAGGUCGUCUCAAGAAUCUCGUGGAGCGACCAGGUCUCGAUGCUGGCUACACAGCCGGCAUGAUGCCCCAGACAGCGCAGUCGUAUGCGUGACACAUGCCACAGCCGGACGCAGAGGAGCAGCUGGCGAACAAGUCGACGGCGCCAGCUGCGCCAGUUCAGUCCAAGGCAACCCUAUCCGCCAGUCAUACGCCAGAUCAGACGACGCCGCAGCGUCACAGCUUUCCCAAGCGGUCGCUAACCUUGCCCCGCAUCCUUGUGCCGCAGUCGUUGACCGGGGGAGCGGGGCAUUCUAGCAGCGGAGGCAGCGGGAGCAGCCAUGGGCGUGGCGGUUUCUAGCAAUUAAAGAAAUUUUUCAUACGCAAUUGUGAUAAAAAAUAAAAUUGUUUUCUCUCUCUGUCUGACAGUGUCUCUAAAUCCCUUUCACUCUCACUCUCGCUAUGUUUGUAGUCUCUUUUGUAACAUUUGUUUCCUGUGCUCGGCAUUUAAUAUGAUCUAUGUAUAAUUGUUUAAUUUAAUUUACUUUAAUUUACUUUAAUUUAGUUUUUAUUAUUAAACAGAACUGCAUUUUGACCUUAACACUUAAUAUUAUUUCACAAAUAAAUAUGAUUAGUACUCAUUGCGUAUUUAUU